Messenger RNA from Penicillium egyptiacum, 1047 nucleotides. The record is from the annotation of a GenBank genome assembly. NCBI's taxonomy places the organism in Eukaryota, Fungi, Ascomycota, Eurotiomycetes, Eurotiales, Aspergillaceae.
AUGAAGGUCGUUGGAGGCAGCGUCGCCGCGUUUGGCAUGACCAUGGCUCUUUCCAUGUCAGCUAUGGCGCAGAAUAUGUCGUACGGUGCGGAUAAUUUCUACCGCAGUGAUAAUGUGACGGUUCACAGGAUCACCUUCCUAAGCCAAUACCAGACAUCAAUUGCAGGCAAUCUCUUCACCGCCAAUAACCUCAACCGCAGUACCUCCGCCCCGGCUGUUAUCGUCGGCCACCCAAUGGGUGCGGUGAAGGAACAGGGCGCGAACCUCUAUGCGACAAAAUUAGCCGAACAGGGUUUUGUUACAGUGUCACUUGACCUACCAUUCUGGGGUGGAAGCCAGGGUAAACCACGCAAUGCUGUGUCGGCAGAAGUGUACGCAGAGGCAUUCAGUGCGGCAGUCGACUACCUUGGCUUGCAGAACUUCACCAACGUGGACCGUGAGCGAAUUGGUGGUCUCGGUAUCUGUGGCAGCGGCUCCUUCGUGAUCAGCGCAGCAAAGAUCGACCCGCGCAUCAAGGCUAUCGCAACAUCGACAAUGUAUGACAUGGGCGCUGUUACCAGAAACGGACUGCAGAAGGCGCAAAGCCUUGCUGCGCGCAAGGAGGCCAUUGACGCCGCGGCACAGCAACGCUGGAUCGAGGUGGAUGGUGGUAGAACUGAGUACACAGGCGGCACCCCAGGCAGACUUACAGCAAAUUCAACUGCGGUGGACCGUGAGUUCUAUGACUUCUACCGUACCUCGCGUGGUGAAUUCACGCCUAGGGGUACAAUUGCAAACCUCACAACGCACCCAACCCUCUCAACUAACACAAAAUUCAUGAAUUUCUACCCAUUCAAUGGCAUUGAGAGCAUCUCGCCACGCCCGAUGCUGUUUAUCUCCGGUGACCAGGCACACUCACGCGAGUUCAGUGAGGAUGCCUACGCGCGUGCAGGAGAGCCGAAGGAGCUGUUCUGGGUCCCUGGUGCUGGUCAUGCUGACCUUUACGAUCGCACGGAGUUGAUUCCCUUUGCUAAACUCACUCACUUCUUCCAAACGAACCUCAACUAG